Molecule: messenger RNA, 2187 nt
Organism: Menidia menidia (Atlantic silverside)
Lineage: Eukaryota; Metazoa; Chordata; Actinopteri; Atheriniformes; Atherinopsidae
Source: the annotation of a GenBank genome assembly
AUGCUGAUGAUGAUGGAGAACAGCGGCAUGGACGCGCAUCAGGUUGAUAUCGAUUCGGAAUUUGAGCCUCGUGGCCGGUCGCGGUCGUGUACCUGGCCGCCUCCUUGCGCGGAGGAUUUCCACGGGGGAGAAGAGGCGAUCCGGGGAGAUCUCGCCCUGGCGACUGUCAAAGUAGAGCGGUACAACGCGCCGGCGUGCCGGGCCGAGAGGAAAGGUGGCGCGCCGGGUGAGAUCGCGCACCCCGCCGGGGCUCCGGCUCCGGUCGCGGCCGCCCCCGCCUGCAUGUCCGGGGCUGCGCUGGACGUGGCCGGCCAGCUGCGCAAAGCCAAGUCGUCCAGGCGGAACGCGUGGGGGAACCUGUCGUACGCAGACCUCAUCACCCGUGCCAUAGAGAGCACCCCGGAGAAGAGGCUCACCCUGUCGCAGAUAUACGACUGGAUGGUGCGCUUUGUUCCUUAUUUUAAGGAUAAAGGCGACAGCAACAGUUCAGCCGGAUGGAAGAAUUCUAUCAGACACAACCUUUCCCUUCACAGUCGCUUCAUCCGGGUGCAAAACGAAGGAACGGGGAAGAGUUCUUGGUGGAUGCUCAACCCAGAAGGAGGAAAGAUGGGGAAAGGACCCAGACGACGCGCAGCCUCAAUAGACAACGGAACUCGCUAUCUGAAGACUAAGGGUCGCAUCAGUCGAAAGAGAGCAGGAGCCAUAGGUCUUAGACAAGGACAAACUCAAGGAGCUGAACCACCGAUGCAGGGCUCUCCAGAGCAUGGCAGUCCAGCAGGGAAAGGAGGUGUAAGUAUAGUUGGUGAGGAGUAUGACACCUGGACAGACCUCCAUUCUCGUACAUCAUCCUCUGCUUCCACAUUGAGUGGAUGCUUAUCCCCAAUUCUAGCAGAGACGGAGGCUGAUGAACCUGAGGAGGGGGAACUCUCUUGUUCAGCUUCCCCCCGGCUAUAUCCAAGCCCCACCAGCACGAGCUCUCCAGCCUUGGGUACUGGGAGCCACUGUCCCAAUGUUGAACUGCCUCAAUUGACAGACUUGACCGGGGCUAUUAGUAUAGGUAAAAAUGGCUACCCCCAGCCACAACAAAUCAAAUGCAAUGGUUACCCCUAUGUGCCUGGGUCAAAAUCAGAGGGAUCAUACUGCGGGCCCUUGUACAGACAGUCUUCCAUGGGCAUGCUUCGGCAUCACACUCCCAUGGAGACCAUCCAGGAGAAUAAGCCAGUCAACUUCCAGUGCCCAUUGAGGGGCUAUUCAGAGAACAAUGCUCUGCAGAGUCUGCUUACAGGAGGCCCUUCCUACUGCAGCAAAGACUCGAUGCGGGAAACACAUGCUCUAUUGACACAAGGGAAUGGAGUUCACAGUCAGCACAACCCCAGUCAUAACCACAAUCACAGCCAAGAGCACACUCACAAUCCGGCUCUACACAAGGGCCAUGGCUCAGUUCAUGACCAAAACACCAUCCACCACCAGAGCCACAAUCAGAGUCACAAACACCAAGCUAGCCUUGACUACAGCCACAAGCCCCACACUGCCCAUAAUUAUGGUCAGAGUCAUGAGCAUGGCCACAGUAACAAAGUAAAUCCUAGUCACAACCACAGUCCUCGCUCCAAUCAGAGCCAUUUGCACAACCAUGUAUCCCACAACCCUCAUAAUCCUAUGCACAGUGGGCCUCACCAUCAAGCUCUGUCUCCACGAGUGAGCAGUGACAUCCUGCAGCCCUACAGUCUGAAGACCUCUACCCAUUAUGCGCCACGCCCUCAUCUACCAAUAUCUCCUUCUCUGCCACCAAACCCUGCUGGCAUUAUGGAUGUUCCCCAGGACCCUUGCCGCCUAGCAUCAGCAUCACACCCGCGUCACCAAUCUUACCCAGGAGUUCAACACCAGGAUAUGUCUGACUCCUGGCAUGGUUACUAUCACAACAACCAUCCAGGUAAUGCUGGAUACCAAGGACAGCAGCAUAGUUCCCAUAGAGGAAUGGCUGCCCAACUGGAAAUGGAGAACAUCCCUAAUAGUGUAGAAUGUGAUGUGGACUCCAUCCUGCUCAAUGACUUUAUGGACACAGGAAACAUGGACUUCAACUUUGAUGGUUCUCUGUCUCAAGGGGUGGGCAUGGGGAUGGGCUUAAGUUUAGGGGCUUUUGCUUGUCCUCCACCAACACAUAGCAACCAGAAUUGGGUGCCAGGGUGA